Molecule: messenger RNA, 1131 nt
Organism: Diabrotica virgifera virgifera (western corn rootworm)
Lineage: Eukaryota; Metazoa; Arthropoda; Insecta; Coleoptera; Chrysomelidae
Product: 7-methylguanosine phosphate-specific 5'-nucleotidase
Exons: 6
Coding region: 82-1077 (331 amino acids)
Cellular component (GO): cytoplasm
Molecular function (GO): 5'-nucleotidase activity; magnesium ion binding
Source: RefSeq, a predicted model, not a curated record
UUCUCCUUUGUGAAGUGGUUGUGAACUAUUGCAAAAAUUGCAGAAAUCUGCAAGGUUGUACGCGGGGGGGACUGAAAUGAAAUGAAAUGUCUCAAAUUCAGUUGUCAAACAGUUAUUUUAAGGUUAACACAUAUUUCUAACAUAUUUGGCAAACUAGUGGACUUAAAAAUGAGAAAUUUUGUUUGUGAACUCGAACAAUUUAAUAAACCAUACGUUCAUAUUAAAGAUAAAGAUGCUGUCAAUAAAAAAAUUAGCAAUUUAAUUAAUGGAGGUAUGAAUAAAUUACAAUUAGUUUCAGAUUUUGAUAAAACUAUAACCAAACAGCAUGAAAAUGGAAAGAGACACCGAAGCAGUUUCAAUAUGUUCUAUGAUUGUCCUUCACUCACAACAGAAUACAUAGAUGCAGCCAAUGCCUUAGAUAAGAUAUACGCACCGCGUGAAAUAGAUCCCACAAUUCCUAGAGACGAAAAAAUAAAGUUGAUGAAUGAAUGGUGGACAUUAUCGGAGAAAAUAUUAAAAGGUUUAGUUGUUCCUCCAGAAGAAAUUGAAAAUAUAUGUGCGAUUGUUGGACCGUCUAUGAGGGAUGGGACCAAAGAAUUUUUUGAAUUUCUCGAAUCAAAAAAAGUUCCCAUAUUGGUGUUUUCCGCUGGACUCGGAGACACUGUUGUAGCCGUACUUAAGCACUGUGAAGUUUAUUUAUCUAAUGUAGAGGUUGUAUCUAACUUUUUAAAAUAUGAUUCGGAAGGUAGAAUAGAAGGCUUCAAGGAUCUUCUUAUACACGUGUACAACAAGAAUGAAGUGGCUAUCAAAGACACAGAGUUUUACCACAAAAUAGCCGACAGAGAGAAUGUUAUUUUAAUGGGCGACUCUUUAGGAGAUGCUAACAUGGUUGGUGGUUUAGACAACAUACAUGAAGUUUUAAAAAUUGGAUUCCUUUAUGAAAGGAUUGACGAAGCGUUACCAGAUUACUUGGAUACCUUCGAUAUAGUUUUGGUAGACGACCAAACGAUGGAUAUACCAAGAGCUAUAUUAGCUUUAAUUGAUUCCAAAGAUGAAAGGCCUGGGGAUAGCGUAUAAAUGUUAAGCGAAUAAUUUAUUUAUUUUUCUGAAUAAAAUGAUUUAUUUUUAAAA